Messenger RNA from Hymenoscyphus albidus, 660 nucleotides. The record is from the annotation of a GenBank genome assembly. NCBI's taxonomy places the organism in Eukaryota, Fungi, Ascomycota, Leotiomycetes, Helotiales, Helotiaceae.
AUGUUCUACCCACUCAGGGCAUGGUACCACAACCGCUACCGACCACUCGCCCUCUCCACCUCCCCUCUCUCAAUCUUCCCCUCAGACAUCCUUCACGAGAUCCUCUCUCACCUCCCAACAUCCUCCGCCGUCGCAUUUUCAAUCUCCUGCAUGCAUUUCAAACGUCUCCUCGGCAACACAUACAUACCAAAACUAUCCAAAUCACCCACAGAGAAGAUCUCCCUCUUACAUCUCCUCGAGAAAGAACUAGCAAAUCACAUCGUCUGUGAGGUCUGCAAGAAACUCCAUAACCUCAAAGAUGCGGCGCACUUCCUUCUUACUCAUGGACGAUCACCGCUCGAGACCCCAUUAUGUAUUUGGGAUGAAACCCUGAACGAAUUUCACAGUUCCCACAUACGCUAUCGCCCCGGCCUCAUCUUCUCGACAACACUCAUCAAGAUGGCUCGGAAGCCUCAUCUUCUCGACAACACUCAUAAAGAUGGCUCGGAAGCGAUACGUGCACGAUGCUCGGUGUCGCCAGAUCCUGGAUCUCAUGAGCUACGACCUCGCUCCGUCUUCACGUUCUGGUAUUCUGCGGCAGGUGAAGGAGAGAUUUUAUUUCUCGGCCCAGGAUGCAGAUGGGCAUUUCAUCAUGUCUUCUGCGUCGGUGUUGAUUCCUGA